Molecule: messenger RNA, 9349 nt
Organism: Cynoglossus semilaevis (tongue sole)
Lineage: Eukaryota; Metazoa; Chordata; Actinopteri; Pleuronectiformes; Cynoglossidae
Gene: fbxw7
Product: F-box and WD repeat domain containing 7
Exons: 11
Coding region: 5384-7045 (553 amino acids)
Biological process (GO): proteasome-mediated ubiquitin-dependent protein catabolic process; ubiquitin recycling
Cellular component (GO): cytoplasm; nucleus
Molecular function (GO): ubiquitin binding
Source: RefSeq, a predicted model, not a curated record
CUGUAGCUUUAGCUCAAUAAAUGAUGUUGCUACUGGUUCAUGUUACUAAGCUAACGCUAAUCAGUGAUCUUUUUUUUGAUCAGCUUUUAGCAAAUGAGAACAUAAAUUGAGUGAUUAUAAUGUGAAUAUCACCUGUGAUUGGAAUUAUAUAUUUUAGUCUGUGACAGUAACCACAGGUUGACUGGAACGAGUUUUCAAAACAAAUAUGGAAAUGUUGGGUUUUGCUACACACGUAGUCAACGAUGGUUUGUGAAUUUAAGGGAUACAAAAAACUUAAUUGAUGAUUACACUUAUUUAAAACUCUAGGUGUCUCCAAAGUCAACUGAAAUCAUAGUGAUUAUAAAUACUCCAAUUAUUUCUCCUUAGGCUUUAACAAAACCCAGUUCUCACAUGGAUACUCACAGAAAUACCAAAGGUGGUGCACAAGCUUCUGUAGUAAAUACAGGUCGAGGCACAUGACCAGAUCCACAGACUGUCAUGAUGUCCCCUCUUGUGUUUUCCAGAACCUUCCCAAGCAUAUUCAGGGAUUCAAAGAUGGCAGGAAAAACACUCAGCAGAAACAAAUUAGCUCCCACUGCUUCAUCUGGGAUGCAGAGUGGUAAUUCUGCAUGAUUAAAGAGGUUUAUUCAUUUCUGUGUGAAUGUUCGUGGUAAUCUUGGCCAAGUUUUGUCUGGCUCAUCUCACACAAACACACACACGCGCAAGCGCGUACGUAUUUUCUCAUAACUCUGUUUCUGCUUUUGAAUGGUAUGAUCCCUCAGGCAGCAUCCAAAUGUAAAAGCAGAUAGAUCUGUCAUGUGGAAAAUACAUGUUUUUAGAAAAAAAGCCUCCUCUCCCUUUAGUAAACAAACGGAUUAUAGUCAAGCUGUGUAUUAUGAACUGAAGUAGAUGAGUGGCCAAACUCAGUCAUACAAAAGCAUUAAGAAUAAACACGUGAAAGAAUUGUUACCUCUGUAUUUGUUCAAGAUCUCAGAAAUAUGUGCAAUAGACUGUUCUUUUUUUCACCAUUGAGUUUUUAUCACAGGUUCAGAUUAUAAUCAUCUUCAUCCACGUCCAAUUUGUAGAUUAAGCAAAGAGACCAUUUUUAUCCAGAGCAAGACAUGUUAAGUUAUCUCUUGACAUUUUUUCCCUGUUUUAUACUCCUUGGAAACGCCGUGUUUGCCUGAGAAUUCCGUUGAUAAAAUAUUGCCAGUAAUCGCCAACGUUGACCUUUUUUCAUCCAUUUAUUUUCCUUGAACCCUAUUAGUGUCAGCAACACCCUUGCUCUCUACUUUAAUUUUUUUUUUUUUUUUUGGCAGGACCUCUUCAAAUUCAAAUGUCUCAGUCGCGUGGGUGGCUCGCGGAUAUGUAAAUCCAACUCCGUGCAGAUGUUUUGGCCAUUCUCCUCUGCAUAAUGCCAUGAUCCAUUCUUUCCUUAUUUAUCAAAUCCCUCCCCCCUCACCCCCGAUUUGUUGCAUCAAUUCUCCCUGGAAUGGUGUUCACGCUUCACCAUGUCUCAGAUAUCUAUUAAAAAGGAGACCCCCAAGUCCUUCUCCCCUGGGGUUGGACAAUUGCACAAUGACAUAGUCCCAUUUAGCGAUGCAUGACUGCCCAGGAAAUAUUUGCCUCCUUCAAGUUCAGCCCGACACAAUAAACGUUUGCUCAAGAAAGCUCUCUUACACCCCCGCCCUGUUUAGUGUAGACUCCUCUCCCCCGACAUCUGCUGAUUCGGGAGUCUUGAGACCUCCAUAUAAUAUAAAAUCCCUUUGUAUUAAGUCAUUUUAGAAUAAAGGGGUAUUAAUGAAUAUAACCACUUUUGGAAGAUUAUGCCAAAGUAAAACACAAAAUUUUGCUUCAUAGAAGUGAUGGUUUUUUUUGUUGCAUAACACGUCUCUUUCCCACCAUUUAUUGACCUUGCUCGGUUAUUUGCACUUUUAGACUUUGUACUUACUUCAUUGUUACAAAAUAGUUUUAACUUCUGUUUUUCUUUUUGUGUUCUUCAUCAUUGUAAAAAAAUCAUCUCUUUCUUUUGAAUGUCUCUCUUUCUUGCCUGUUGGUUCUACAGGCGAAUGAGACCCAAUUUGCAUUUUGCUACAAGUAUUAUGGCCGUGGCUACAUUACGCCAUUGAUUUAAGUUGUGCAUUCUUGCAUCUGCCCAGCAGAAUUUUAAGUUUUGAUAAGCUGGUGGUCUGUAUCCAAGGAUGCCGGGGUGGUGGUGGUGGUAAUAAUGCUUUACUAACCGGCAGAGCAGAGCAACAAAGGAGGUUGUAGCCUAUUCAAAAGGCCACGGUGCAAACCCUUCUCACAUGCCAAGCAUUCCAAUGAUCUAUGCAAAGGUUGGGCCGUCAGAGAUCCUUUCUCAUGAGGGCCACCUUAAAUACACACACACACACACACACACACACACACACACACUGACUAACAACCUGAAAUGGGCUGUUCAUCCACUGGCUUUAGUGCUGCUCUCUGGGCAUUUAUCUUGUAAGAGAGUGUGACUAAAUCGUAGGGAUUAACCACCUGUUCUGUCCUCAUACAUGGCCAUUUAUUUUUUCCCACCAUAUUUUUUUGGACAUAAUGCUCCAUCUACUGCAUGCAUUUCAGUUAACCUUUGUUCUGUAAACACUUCGCUUCUUGUUCAGAACUUGAUACCAUAUAGUACCAUAUUGGAAACCAUUGCUAUUUUUCUGUAGCUGGUUAAAACUUUAAUGCACAAAGUCCACACUGUUAAAAAAACUUUUUUUUGUUGCAUUGAUGUAUAGCCUCAAACAUUUCCUCUGCUUAUCAUCCAAGUUCAUCCCAUGUCCCACCACAAUCUCCAGACCUACUAACAUGUAUUUUCCGGGGUCUGGGGAAACCUGUUAUUGUUGAAUUAAAAGGUUCAGUGUUUUGUCGUAACAACAGUUGUGGAGCCAUCCUCGACUGUGUCUGUGGUGCUGUCACCGGGGCAGUUGCAGUCAGUUAUUGCCUCCCACAGUGAACUGCAAACAUUGGCCUGAUCCUUGUGUUUGCAAAUGAGCAGGUGCAGUAGAUGUGGGUUUAUUCAUGGUGUUUGCUGUUUAAUAAGGAGUAUUAUGGUGUGUUGGUGACUAUGCAGUACUUAAGUACACUGUGUGUGUAUAGUGAAUGCAGUAGUGUACGAUAGUGAAUUCUACAGUGCAACUCGCUUGUUUUCACCCGUUAUUGACAAGAUCGCUCUUCACAAAUAGGAGUCAAAUGCAGACUGGGUCGGACUUAUUCAAUUUCCUGAUAGUGACACGAUUCUCAAAUCUCCACAUGCAUUUGCUACGACUCAGGUUUGGACAGAAGUCGACCCUAAAACCAAUAACAUUGAAAUCUGAUUAAAAAAAAAAUCAGUACUCAUUUCAGUAGCUGGAAUGACAAACCAAACUGAGAUGGUGCUGCUGCUACAAUGUUGUGUAAAUGAAAUACGGCCUGCUGUUUAGUACUAGUACAUAAUGCGCAAUGAACUUUAACAACUUGCUUUAUUUUUCAAAAUUGCUUUGCAAUUUGUCCAUUUUAGGAUUUUGUUUCAAAGGAAUGAUAAGUGGAAUUCUCUUUCUGGGUCAAGAUUAGCAUGUUUGAGGGCGCUAAAAUGUUUUUUUGUUAAACUAUAGCCGUCGGAUGUAAAGUGGUGUUUUUACCAGGUGGGAAUUUAAGUUGCUGUCAAUGUGAGCAGCUGUUAUAAAGGUGGGACUAGGGGAAAAAGGGUAAAUGCUACAAUUGGCUGUGGUAAAAACAUCUGCAUGAACAGACCCACGAGGGUUGGUAGGAUGGUAGAUAAAAUAUGCUUGUCACUCACACAUUUUUGUUACAAUUUUUAUUAGUUGUUGAAAAAAAUACAUUUAUACAUACUAUACUUAGUGAAUACCUUUUUUCCUCUUAUUAAAUGUACAGUACACAGAGAAUCUUUGACAAGUACACUCGCUAUAUAUCUUUUAAAAGUGAUGAGCUUGGUCAUUUUGGUAUCUCAUAGGAAUUACAUGGUGCUGUUGUCAUCAGGGAGCCUCUGGGCCUCUGAGCCUUUUUUUUUUUGCCUAUAAUGGAUGGUGGGUGGAAAUUAUUUCCUCCCUGCUAUGUGCCAGUGAAACAACUAGAGGGAUAAUCUUCUUUUAACGCUCAAAGAAAUACUGCGAAAGCAAGAUGAGCAUGUUUGUCUACACAGUCAGCUAUGAAUAAUAAAUCUCAUCAAGUGUUGUAUCGUGGAAUUCACUUUAAACCUAAUGUUUUAGGAGGUUUCCUGAGUUUAACACCUAGCUAUAAUUUUAAUGGUUUGUCAUGCUGUUAAUGGAGGUGUAGGGCGGCAAACACAGUGGAGCUCUGCACUAUUUUUAGCUGGCGAGCUAUGUCAUCACUACUAGCUGCUGGUGAUUGCCUGCUGGCUCACACCUGUCUGUCUUACAAUGCGUUUUCUAAUAUAUGUCUUAUUAAACAUACAGUAGUUUCCUAAAUUAGCAGAAGAACCAAUCAGGAUGGGCAUGCUUAUCUGAUGGAAACCGGGAAAUACAAUUGCAUUUAUAGCACCACCUGCAGGGGAGAAGGGGGAUCCACAUGUCCAUAAUCUGAAUAUUCGGAAAAUACAGGACUUUUUUUUAAAAAGAAAAUAACAAUAGUUAUCCAACGUCGUUGAGUACACCACUAAAAUAAAAAUAAAAAAAUGUGCAAGUGUAGGUGAGAUGUGGACUACAUAUUACAUGUAGAGGUGGAGUGCUCCACAGUGCAGAUGGUGUUUCAGGUUUUCUUUUAAAUUCUUUUAUUUUUUUUUAAUCGGAUGGACAAGGGCGUUCCCUCCUCCACGGUCUGUGCGCUGCCUCGGCUGCUGCACACACUCUGUCCUCCGCUGACAGAGACUGCGCUGCGCACCGUGUUGAUGGUCGGACUGCACCAUUCUCCGGCUCUCCACCAGGGAGGCUGUAACUGGAUCCUGUGUGGAGGAGCCGUGGUGCAGCCUGUGAAGAGGAAGAGGGCACUGCUCUGCGCUCUGACGCUCUCUCCCCCUGCACUACUCCUCCCCCUUUCUCCUAAGUGUCACCCUCUCUCUCUCGCUCUCUCUCUCUGUCUCUCCCUUCCUUCGUCUGCUUCACUCCCUGCUCGGUGAAGCUGUUGGGCGGCUCACAGACCUUCCCGGAUCGUCGCAUCGCAUUGUUCACCCACCUUUAUUUAAGUCUGCGUGUCGCGGCGGAGCUUUCCUCGUAACCUCUACCCUACCACCUAUUUAUCCCCACAUCUCCUUGGCGUCAUGUCUUUGCCGGGUGAUCCUAGUCAACGCACACCGGUGCGGUGAGCAUGUUCUCAGCAGAUCUACCUGCGAGUCCACUGCCUCCACUCGGCCACAGUUCCACACGUCCGCACUUCAUUCGCUGUCACUGAAGAGGAAAGGAGAGGGGGGAACACACAGGAUUACAGGAUGGGGUUCUACGGCACUUUGAAGAUGAUUUUCUACAAAAUGAAAAGAAAGUUGGACCAUGGCCCUGAGGUCCGAUCUUUCCCUUCAGGGAAAAAGCCCUGCAAAGGCCCGGAUUAUCCAAGCCCAACAGGGAUUGUCCCAUGUCCAGCCACACCCACCACAUUCGGCCACAUCAGAACAGCCAAUGGUCAGGGGCAACAAAGAAGGCGCAUCACCUCAAUCCAGCCACCUACGGGUCUCCAGGAAUGGCUCCGAACAUUUCAGAGCUGGACUGGCCCAGAGAAGCUGCUGGCGCUGGAUGAGUUGAUUGACAGCUGUGAGCCCACACAAGUAAAGCAUAUGAUGCAGGUGAUAGAGCCACAAUUUCAGCGAGACUUUAUCUCCCUGCUGCCCAAAGAGCUGGCUUUGUAUGUCCUGUCAUUCCUGGAACCGAAGGACCUCCUCCAGGCAGCCCAGACAUGUCGAUACUGGCGCAUCCUGGCAGAAGACAACCUGCUGUGGAGGGAGAAAUGCAAGGAAGAGGGCAUUGAUGAGCCGCUGCCCCUCAAGAAGAGGAAAAUAGUCAAGCCUGGCUUCACGCACAGCCCCUGGAAGAGUGCCUACAUCAGGCAACACAGAAUAGACACUAACUGGAGGAGAGGGGACCUCAAAUCACCCAAGGUGCUGAAAGGUCACGACGACCAUGUAAUCACCUGCCUUCAGUUCUGUGGCAACCGUAUCGUCAGCGGCUCUGACGACAACACGCUGAAAGUCUGGUCAGCCAUCACAGGAAAGUGUCUGCGGACGUUGGUGGGCCACACAGGGGGCGUGUGGUCUUCCCAGAUGCGGGACAACAUAAUAAUCAGCGGCUCCACAGAUCGAACGCUCAAGGUCUGGAACGCAGAGACGGGAGAAUGUAUCCACACCCUCUACGGGCAUACCUCAACUGUGCGCUGCAUGCACCUACAUGAGAAAAGGGUGGUCAGUGGCUCUCGUGAUGCCACGCUGCGCGUCUGGGACAUCGAGACGGGUCAGUGUUUACACGUCCUCAUGGGCCACGUGGCCGCAGUGCGCUGCGUCCAGUACGACGGCCGGCGGGUGGUCAGCGGUGCCUACGACUUCAUGGUGAAAGUGUGGGAUCCUGAGACGGAGACCUGCCUCCACACACUGCAGGGCCACACCAACAGAGUGUAUUCAUUACAGUUUGACGGGAUACACGUAGUGAGCGGCUCAUUGGACACGUCCAUAAGGGUUUGGGACGUGGAGACGGGAAACUGCAUCCACACGUUAACAGGACAUCAGUCCCUCACCAGCGGCAUGGAGCUCAAAGACAACAUUCUGGUCUCAGGCAACGCAGACUCCACUGUUAAGAUCUGGGACAUCAAGACGGGCCAGUGUCUACAAACGCUGCAGGGUCCACACAAGCACCAGAGCGCUGUGACAUGUCUCCAGUUCAACAAGAACUUCGUCAUCACCAGCUCGGACGACGGCACGGUCAAACUGUGGGACCUGAAAACGGGCGAGUUCAUCCGUAACCUGGUGACUCUGGAGAGCGGCGGCAGUGGAGGUGUGGUGUGGCGCAUCCGAGCCUCCAACACCAAGCUGGUGUGCGCGGUGGGCAGCCGCAACGGCACGGAGGAGACCAAGCUGCUGGUGCUGGACUUUGAUGUAGACAUGAAGUGAGACGGGACGAGCUGGGGGAACGAUGAAGAGAGCGACGCGCAGAGAGGAAGAAACGAAGAUCGGGGUCGGGAGAUGAGGCGCCUUAGAAACCAGAGAGGCAGAGAGAACUCUUCACCCAAAAUGUUUAAAAAUCCACCGUCACCACCAUCACCAACAGUGGUCUGUUCUGCCCCUCCACGAUUAUCUGCCCCUUCCCUCACUUGGGUAAAUGUUACUGACAAAGCCACAGACCCUCUCAUGUGUUUAGCCCCUGUGUCACCACCGCCAGGUGAAGCUGUUAGGAACCAGGGCAGGAAAUGGGCCGUCCACGUCAUGAUUAGUCUGGAGAGAGGAGGAAGAGGAGGAGGAGGAGCGACUGAUGACUGAACUCUCCUGAAGUGACUCUCUGACCUCUGGGUCCAGAGUCGACCUCACACAGAGACUUGGAUUUCGCUUCAAGCCUGACAGAUUUUGACAUGUACAGAGAUAUAUUAUUUUUAAAGCCCCACCCACACACAGGUCCCACUCCCCCCCUCACUAGUGUACACCAUCUCUCUCAAACACACACAGACACACACACACACACACACACACACACACUCUUACACACACAUCUACAAAGCAGGAGGUGGGAAACACAGACUGUAUAGGAAAAGUCAGAGGAAGGUGGGAGAUAUUUAAAGGUGAAUUUCUACAGUUGCACGUAAAGAGCUGCUUGACGUUCAGGAGAGGAGCUGGGGAGGGUUGGUUGAUUCUCCUCACUUCAUUUCCAUUCGUGUUCUUCUCCACUUUGUCCCGUCCCGUCUUUGGUUUCCUACACAAACACAGCUGUGAAUUUCAGUACCUUUUUGGUUUUAUCAGUUCCUUUUGGGUUUCUGUUUUCUUUUUCUUCCCAUUAUUUUUCUUGUGUUGCCAACAGCAACAAAUCCCAGUAUUAAAACCUUGCCCAGUUUAGUUUUAGCUGUCGUUAUUUCACAGGUGUUUUUUUUUUUUUUUUUUUUCCUGGUCUUCUUGUUCAGAGUUUUUUGUUCUUCCUCUCUGUUUUCUUCAUACCUGGGUUUGGAGCAGCGUCUCCUGUCGGUGAUAAUGCUGUCCACAGUUUUUCAGCCUAGCUGGGUGGUUUCCUUCAAUGCCAGUGCUGUGACGAGAAGUAAAGGUUCACGGCUCAAAGUGCUGUGGAUUAACACCCCCACCCCGAAAGCCCCCGGCUCCUUCCCCCUUUACUGUUUUCCCCCAGUGGCCAAACUUUAUUAAUGCUGCUAGAUGAAAGGAAAAGAGAGAGAGAUGGAACUCUUUUACUUGCUGUGACGUUUUAGUCCCAGGAGAAAUUCCAAAUUGAACUCUAUAUGUUUGGACUUGAAACAAAACGUGAGAAAAACAUCCAACAUUUUUUUUGUUUUGUUUUUGUUUCUUUUUUUGCCACUGAAACUUGAGCCAAACGUGCCUCUGCGAGGCUGAGAGGAGGGAGGGUGUCCGACAGUUAGCGACACGACCGCCUGCAGAGAGGGAAAAGAGCAGGAUGUACACUGUUGCUGUGCGUGUGCAUGAGUGCGUGUGUAAAGCGUGUUAAUGGGCAACUUGUAAACACAUUCCUUGGGACAAAGCUCUUUCAGCCUGGUCUUUGGGGAAAUGUUCAAAUGCUGUGUGGACUGGUAGAGGAAAAGAAAACGAGCAGGAGUAUUGACUUUGAACACACGAGCGUCUGCGAUCGGUGUGUGAUCGUCGUUGCAUUCAUUGAUGUUCAGAGCAGCAGAGGAGAAGAGCAGCAGCAGCAGCGGCCCACAGUCUUAGUUUCACAUGUGCCGCCGUUAGAGAACCCACCGCGGACGCAGCUCAGCGCUUCGUCGGUGGGAAAACGACAAAACACAAAAGGCAACAAGCGUGAACUGAAGUGAACUGUAGCCAAACAAAAACCGUCUCAAUCUCCAAGAGUCACAACUCAAGCUGAACUGUGAAAGUGGUAUAACACUGUAUAUUAAAAACCAAGAAAAAAAAGAAAACAAUCUCGCUCUAUCUCCUCUCGUUGUUUUCUCCCUCUGUUUUAAUUUAUGAUCUGGUUUGAGAAAUCAGAUUUGUUGCAGGUGUUUUUAUUUUUUCAGUUCUUGUAAACUGCCUGGCAAAAGAGAAAACGGACAGAAAAAAAAAACCUUAAAGGGAUUGUGUAUUUGUUUGAUUCACUUAGAAUUUUAUUUUCUUAUAACUUAAGUGCAAUAAAAUGUGGGUUUUCUUUUUUCAUUUCAAACAUAUCAGUUGUCUGUUUUUGUUACCUGUGUGAAGGCAUCUUAUAUGUUCAAUAAAGCAAAUUAUUUGAUUAAAUACUGAUAA